AGUCCUUUCCUGUAAAUGCUGAGAGUCAGGUAACAGUUAAAGGUCAGGAACAGGGUUGUUUCCCUCAGAGCUGGUGUGGGACGGCCCGUUUGCAGCUCUGCUGUGAUUGGAGGCCUCAGGGUGCAGCAGGUGUAACCUGAGAGCCGCUCUCACCUGGAAGUGCAGCUCCUUCCUGGUUCAGUCGAUAGUUUGUAGACGAUGGCAGCUACAACCAUUUCCAUCGAUCAGGACCAGUUCUGCUGCCCGGUGUGUCUGGAGGUCCUGCGGGACCCGGCGACCAUCCCCUGCGGACACAGCUACUGCCUGGACUGCAUCGAAGACUACUGGAGCAAGACGAAGGCCAGAGAGCCGUACAGCUGCCCGCAGUGCCGGCAGGAGUUCAGCCCCAAACCGCUCCUGAGCAGGAACACCGUCCUGGCCGAGGUGGUGGACAAGUUCCUGAGAAGCGGAGUCCAAGCCGCCGCUCAGCAUCUGUCCAAAUCCGAGGAGGUGAAGUGCGGCGUUUGCACGGGGAGGAAAGCCAGGGCGGUCAAAUCCUGCCUGACGUGCCUGGAGUCGUACUGCGAGGCUCACCUGAGAGCGCACGAGGAGCGCUUCCACAGGAAGGCCCACCAGCUGAUCGCAGCCUCGGAUCACCUGAGAGAGAAGCUGUGCCCGCUGCACGAUAAGCUGCUGCGCCUGUACUGCCUCAGCGACCAGCAGUGCGUGUGCUCGCAGUGCGUGAAAGACAAACACAAAGGUCACGACACGGUGUCGCUGCUGGACGAGAGGGCCGCCCAGCAGAAAAAGCUCAGAGAUACCUCCUUAAAGUCCAUGCAGAAGUUGAAGGACACGGAGAAGGACCUGAAAUAUGUCAUUCGAUACAUCAAGCACUCCACUGACGCUGUGGUGGACGAGAGCGAGAGGAUCUUCUCCAAGUUGAUCCAGACGAUCGAGAAACACCGAGCGGAGGUGAAAGAGCUGCUGCGGUUCCAGGAGAAGGCCGUCAUCGGUCAUUCUGAGGAGGCGCUGGAGAAGAUCCAGAGGGAGAUGGCGGAGCUGAGGAGGACCAACGGGGAGCUGGAGAGGCUCUGCCACACGGAGGAUCACGUCCACUUCCUCCAGAAAUGCAGGACUCUUCAUUUCCCUACGAACCUGGUGGAGAUGCCGAACACGGACGCUCUGACGUACGUCAUGUACAAAAGCAUGAGAGGAACGCUGGUGGACGUGCAGAGCGGUCUGGAGGAAACGCUGCACAAAGAAGUCUCUCGUAUUUCUGACAAAGUGUCGUCACUGAAGGACGCCAGCACGCCGAGUAACCCUGACAAGAAUAAAGCUAAAGAACCUGAAGUUCAGUUCAAUCCAGAGCCAAAGACGAGAGCCGACUUCCUGCAAUAUCACCACGACCUGACGCUGGACACGAACACCGCCAACCCCUUCCUCAGCUUCUCCGACGGGCGGCGAUCAGUGACCACUCGCGCGGAGCCUCAGCCGUACCCCGACCACCCCGACCGCUUCACCAGAUGGGCCCAGGUGCUGUGCAGGGCGGGCAUGGCCGGCCGCUGCUACUGGGAGGUGGAGUGGGCGGGGAAAGGGGGCGUCUCCAUCGGCGUCUGCUACAAAAACAUGAGCAGGAGCGGAGACGGGAGCGAGUGCAAGCUGGGCCACAACUCUCGGUCCUGGACUCUGGACUGCUCCGGCACGGCCUGCACCUUCCUGCACAACAAGGAGAGCGUGGCCGCCUCCGCGCCCUGCGGGAGGAGAAUCGGAGUGUACCUGGACUUCAGGGGGGGGAUUUUGUCCUUCUACAACGUGUCUGACGGGAUGCUUCUGCUUCACAAAGAGAGGGUCACGCUCUCACAGCCCGUUUAUGCCGGGUUUUGGGUGGGGCUGGGCUCCACCUUGAAGCUGUGUGCUCACUAAAUUCAACUUACUUUGUAAAUAGAAUUUAGACUGAGAGCCGCAAGCGGCGUUGUAUAGUCCACAGACGCCUUCUGGCUCCACCCCUACGCUGGUCUGAGCUACACGUUGCAAAUUCAUAAAAAAAACAACAUAUUUCAAAAUGUCAGCCUUUCUGUUGGUUUUAUCGCCAUAGCAACCAUUUUAUGCUUUGGUGACCUGAGGGAGACGAACAGGUCGAAGUCAGGUUUAGAAGAAUCAGCAAAAGUAAAUUUUGGAUUUCCUUGGCAACAGAGGUUUCUUGUUAGCCACGCCCAUAUUCCUCAUAAGCUUUUAAUGACUCAUGCAUCUAAUUUUCACAAUAUUUCGGUAAAAAUGUGCGAGCAACAUAGAAACGACACUUUUACGAGCUCGCCACACCUGCCGCCGUCAUCCAGGCUCCUGCAGUUGACGGUGAAACUCGCCGUACUGCGAUCGUCUCUGAAUGAUCUGGUGAACCCAGACAGGACGGUGUGCUUGCCCGUACCUCUGUAGAGCUCUCCAAAACAUAUGAACCCAAGCUACUCGCUCAACAUCAUCCAUGUGUUUCAUGAUGUGGCGAUGAGUGAAUUGUAGAAGAACUUAGGCGGCAACUCCGCGGCGUCAACGCCUAAGAGACACAGCAGACGCAAAUUUUCCGUAUCUAGUGCGAAUACAGCUUUGGAAGUUUAAAUUAUUAUUUGGUAUUAAAGGGAUUUUUUUAAAGAAUAUUCAAGAUGGCGGCCUCUUUCUGAGGUUAAAGGUCAGGUGUGGGUGUAGGCUUACGUUGAGUUGUGUCCAGAUUCUCACCCUAAUCCCUAAAACUAAAAAACGGGACCAUCUAGUUCCCUGGAUUUUAAAAGCAGUUUGGACAUCCUACUCACUUUUGUUUUUCUAAACGGCGGACAUCACGUCACCGAGUUCACGUCUGUUCAUGACUCCACUGUGUUCUGAUGAUGAAAAUGUGGAUAGUUUAUUAGAAAAUUACUCGUUCAACCCCAAUGCAUUGUGGUCUAUAUUUUCUAAUGUAGUGAGCAUUGAUGUAUGAUGUUUUUCACAAAGACUUCUGGGUAGUUUGAAGGGCUCUCUAUUCUGGAUUUAGACAGAACUACUUCAUGCACUAUAUGGUGAGAAGGGAAGGAACUCAGAUACUUGAAGAUCACUCAAAAGGUUAUUUUUCCCGUAUUGUGGAAACGAUGUGAAGAUCGUCAAAUUUCACGUUAAAGAGCCUGUGGCCAUCCCACGAUUUCAACACUUGACUUUUAAAAAUCUGAAGUUUUGGUUUUGUUAGUGAAUGUUAAAAUAUUUUUAGAGCAUCAUAAAAGAUUGUUUUGUGAUGGUUUCUCAGCUGUGAUGUCACAUUUUGAGUUUGUGUCGAGGGGACAGUUUGACUCAAAGGAGCAGAAAGAGAAUCUGAUCCUUCAGUGAUUGAUUGAUUGAAUGAAUGUGACAGAAACUGAGAUGAUUCUGAAACAGCUUUUAUUAACGCAGAAGCUGGAAGAAGCAGCAUCACUUUGGUGGAGCAGAGAGAACUGGAGAUCCUCAGAUCUUGUUGAAGGCAGCCACAUCUACACUCUGGACCUAUGAAGGAAGAACAUAUUUAAAUGAGAUUUACACUUAAUUGUAUGUAAUCUCACAUCAUCUUUUUGGAUUUUUAUAAUAAAAACUCUGGAAACGUA
Molecule: messenger RNA, 3575 nt
Organism: Oryzias melastigma (Indian medaka)
Lineage: Eukaryota; Metazoa; Chordata; Actinopteri; Beloniformes; Adrianichthyidae
Product: tripartite motif-containing protein 16
Exons: 7
Coding region: 199-1902 (567 amino acids)
Molecular function (GO): zinc ion binding; protein binding
Source: RefSeq, a predicted model, not a curated record